Messenger RNA from Cannabis sativa, 1232 nucleotides. RefSeq names its product peroxidase 21. The record is from RefSeq and is a predicted model, not a curated record. NCBI's taxonomy places the organism in Eukaryota, Viridiplantae, Streptophyta, Magnoliopsida, Rosales, Cannabaceae. The transcript has 5 exons. The coding region runs from base 170 to 1159 and encodes 329 amino acids. Gene Ontology annotation, biological process: hydrogen peroxide catabolic process; response to oxidative stress. Gene Ontology annotation, molecular function: peroxidase activity; heme binding.
ACUCACUCACUCACUACUUGAUUCAGACAUUUUGUUAAAUAAAUUCUUAUUUACUACAAUUACUAUUCUUCUAUACUCCUUAUCCCAUCUCAUACCCACUAAAUCUAUUCCCUAUAUAAACAAUUGGCCAAAACCAUAUAGACAACACCAUAAUAUAUUAAAGUGAAAUAUGGGCUCAAAUAGGCUCUACUGCUCUUCCUUAACCUUCAUAAUAUUGCUCCUUUCCAUUUCCAUACAAUGUCAUUCAGGGAAAAGUGAAGUACUCAAAGUAAAUUACUAUAAUGAAAGUUGCCCAAAAGCAGAAGAAAUCAUAAGGCAAGAGGUUAUCAAAUUGUACAAUGAACAUGGUAACACAGCUGUUUCUUGGGUUAGAAAUCUCUUCCACGAUUGCAUGGUCAAGUCAUGUGAUGCAUCUGUAUUGCUAGAGACAUGGAAUGGGAUUGAAUCAGAGAAGAAAUCAGGAAGGAGUUUUGGGAUGAGAAACUUUAAGUAUGUAAACACCAUCAAAGCUGCAGUUGAAAAUGAAUGCCCUCUUACUGUUUCAUGUGCUGAUAUUGUUGCUCUUUCUGCUAGAGAUGGCAUUGUCAUGUUAGGAGGACCAAGAAUAGAAAUGAAAACGGGAAGAAAGGACAGUAAAGAAAGCCAUUUGACAUUAGUGGAAGAUUCCAUUCCUAAUCAUAACGAUUCCAUUUCUUUGGUGCUUUCACGAUUUCAGUCAGUUGGUAUUGAUAUUCAAGCCACUGUUGCCCUUUUAGGGGCUCAUUCAGUGGGCCGAGUCCACUGCGUGAAUCUUGUGGAUAGAUUAUACCCAACAGUGGACCCAAGUUUAGAUCCAACAUAUGCGGAGUACUUGAAACGUCGUUGCCCAAGCCCAAACCCGGAUCCGAAUGCAGUGUUAUACGCAAGAAACGACCGUGAAACUCCGAUGAUCCUUGACAACAAUUACUUCAAGAAUAUUCUAAAGCACAAGGGUCUUCUCCUUGUGGACGAACAGCUCACUUCUGAUCCUUCUACUCUGCCUUUCGUCCAGAAAAUGGCUGCCGAUAACGACUACUUCCAUGACCAGUUCUCUCGCGCCAUACAACUCUUGUCCGAGAAUAACCCACUUUCUGAAGACCUUGGCCAGAUUAGAAAAGAUUGCCGUUUUGUUAAUAAGUGAAUUAAUAAAUUAAAUAAUCUGUAACAAUAAUCAUUAUAAUUAAUAAAUGUUACCCCUUUCUAUCCGGUUAAAA